AUGGCGUUUCGCGCCCGCGAGGGGUACACAAAUGUCGCGCCGCCCGCGACUCCGAGCAGGGUGUAUGUCCCUAACACCACGUGGACAUGGUCCUUCGCCAUCGUCACGCUCAUCCAAACACUGGUGACGCUCGGUCUAGAAUGUUAUAUCUUCGCGAACUUUCAAAUCCAAGAGCAGGCGAACGACAGUCCCUCCUCGAAGACCAUCCCCACCUUCCUCGCCCUCUACAGUUUCGGUUUCCUCUACGAGCUGGUUCUGGUCUACGAUGCCCUUCGCAUGAAAAACACCAUUCAAGUCAUUGGGCUUUGCCUGUGCAAUUUCGGACUCCUCAUUUACGGUGCUGUCCAAGUGCAGCAGAUCCAAAACGCUGUCUCCGUAUUAGCCGACAUGAAGGAAAUCAGCCCGUUGGUCUGGGCGGAAUCGCAGCCCUUUCUGAUUAUUAUUCCCUGCAUAGUGGGCCUUGGAAGCUUGCUCAUGACCUUCGUUGCGUGGAAAUUGUAUGACGAGUUCGCCUGGACAAUCUACAAGCACAUCAGCGCGGACCUGCGUAUGAAGCGCCGCUAUCUGACUUAUCAGAUCUACAUCGCUCUGCUGAAGUUCGAUUUUUUCUUCUUCCUCGGUUUCACCGUCCAGUUCCUGGUCGUUGUUUCUUCCUCCAAGCAUGAUGCUGAAUUCUACCUCACCAUCAUCGCCGUCCCCGUGACUAUCCUUAUCCUGGCCUGCGGUGCCUGGUUUGUCCGACGGGAAUCCAUGUUCGGGAUGAUCGUCAUCAUCAUGCUCUUCUUCGCCGCCAUGGCCUAUUUCUGCUUCAAGCUGUACCGAAUGUACGCGCCGGCCACGUUCCCUCAAUAUCUGCCCGCCCGGCCCUCGAUGACCUUCUUCGCCAUCAUCACCCUCGUCCUGAUCGUGAUCACCAUCAUCAACGCCUGCAUGUGCGCGCACAACUUCGACCGGGGCUUGAAGCCGCACAUUAACAAGAAGAAGGGCAAUCCCGAGGAGAAGACAACUGAGCUCUCCUCCAAUGUUCUCAGUCAGGUUCCGUCUCGGAUGAUGAUCGAUUGA
Molecule: messenger RNA, 1062 nt
Organism: Penicillium cinerascens
Lineage: Eukaryota; Fungi; Ascomycota; Eurotiomycetes; Eurotiales; Aspergillaceae
Exons: 3
Coding region: 1-1062 (353 amino acids)
Cellular component (GO): Golgi apparatus
Source: RefSeq, a predicted model, not a curated record